UGUGAUGCUACGAUAGAUAUUCUUGUUCAAAGGCAGUGUCUUGGUCGGUAAUGGCAAAACAAAAGGUGGUGGAGAAGUGAGACUGAAAAGAGAAAGAGAAGGAGAAGGAAGCCACAGAAGGAGAGAGAGAGCCUCUGAAAAACCCAAGAAAAGAGAAUAAUCAAGAAUAAAUUUUUACUAAAAGAAAAGCAAAAGUAGCAAAACACAGUCUCUGUUUUCUGCUUUCAGUUUCCUUUCCAUGUUGUGUUCGUGAAAAAAAAAAAAAAAUCAGAACUUCGUUUUCAUUUUCAGUUUUCUUCCUUUCUUUCAUAAUCCUCCUACUCAUCAGUUUCAGUUGAAAAGGUUUCAAUUUCAUAGCUUAGCUUAAUAGCUAGCUUUCCUUUUUAACUGCCAUGGCCAUUUCGAACCGCCGCUGUCGUUUCUUAUUCUUAUUGUUUUGUCUUUGCUCUUGUUCCCGAGUUUCUCUUUCUUAUGAGCCCCGUAACCAUGAAGUGGAGGCGUUGGUGAGUAUAAAGAAUGGUCUGAAUGAUCCACAUGGAGUGUUGAACAACUGGGAUGAAGACUCUGUGGAUCCUUGUAGUUGGGCUAUGAUCACUUGUUCUUCUGAAAACCUUGUUAUUGGCCUUGGAGCUCCAAGCCAGUCAUUGUCUGGAAGUUUAUCAGGAACAAUUGGAAAUCUCACUAAUCUUCGCCAAGUGUUGUUGCAGAACAACAACAUUUCUGGUGAAAUCCCUCCUGAGCUUGGAGCUCUUCCUAAACUUCAAACUUUGGAUCUCUCAAACAACAGGUUGUCUGGUGUAAUCCCAAGCUCUCUUGGUCAACUAAAUAGUCUACAAUAUUUGAGACUGAACAACAAUAGCUUGACUGGACCUUUUCCUGUGUCUUUAGCCAAAAUUACUCAGCUUGCUUUCUUGGACUUGUCUUAUAACAAUCUCAGUGGACCAGUUCCCAAGUUUCCAGCAAGAACAUUCAAUGUUGUGGGGAACCCAUUAAUUUGUGGAAGCAGCUCCACUGAUGUUUGCUCUGGAUCACCCAAUAGUGUUCCUCUUUCCUUCUCUCUAAAUGCACCACCUGGACAACACAAUUCCAAGAAAUUAGUAAUUGGUCUUGGGGUUAGUCUAAGUGUUGUCUGCCUCAUACUCAUUGCUCUUGCACUACUUUGGCACAGAAAGAGACAGAGGAACCUCAAUAUCCUUAACAUUGGUGACAAACCGGAAGAGGGUCUAAUAAGCCUCGGCAAUCUGAGAAACUUCACUUUCAGAGAGCUGCAACUAGCCACAGACAACUUCAGCUCCAAGAACAUACUUGGUGCUGGAGGAUUUGGCAAUGUUUAUAGGGGAAAACUGGGAGAUGGGACUACGUUGGCGGUGAAAAGGUUAAAGGAUGUGGCUGGAACAUUCGGGGAAUCUCAGUUUAGGACUGAAUUAGAGAUGAUCAGUUUGGCCGUUCAUCGCAACUUGCUUCGGUUAAUAGGAUAUUGUGCCACCCCUAAUGAGAGGCUUUUGGUGUAUCCUUACAUGUCAAAUGGCAGUGUGGCUUCCCGGCUUAGAGCAAAACCAGCUCUGGACUGGAACACUAGGAAGAGGAUAGCAAUUGGAGCUGCAAGGGGUCUGCUGUAUCUACACGAGCAAUGUGAUCCGAAGAUAAUUCACAGAGAUGUGAAGGCUGCUAAUGUACUUCUGGAUGACUUUUAUGAGGCUGUUGUUGGUGACUUUGGCCUGGCCAAGCUACUUGACCAUUCUGAUUCUCAUGUCACUACUGCUGUCCGUGGUACUGUCGGGCACAUCGCACCAGAGUACCUCUCCACUGGUCAGUCAUCAGAGAAAACCGAUGUGUUUGGAUUUGGAAUUCUCUUGUUAGAGCUCAUCACUGGGAUGAGAGCUCUAGAGUUUGGAAAGACAAUUAAUCAGAAAGGAGCCAUGCUCGAGUGGGUAAGUUCAUUCUGCAGCUACUCUUUAGGUGAAGAAAAUUCUGCAGGAAAAAAAAGUAGAAGCGCUGGUUGAUCGGGAGCUAGGAUCCAACUAUGACCGGAUUGAGGUGGGGGAGAUUCUCCAAGUGGCAUUGCUCUGCACACAGUACCUUCCCGCCCACCGCCCCAAAAUGUCAGAGGUAGUUCGCAUGCUAGAAGGUGAUGGCCUAGUCGAAAAAUGGGCAGCAUCUCAUAAUCAUACUAGUCCCACCAUUAACCUCUUCCAUGGCAACCAUACCAGCAAAAACACAUCUUGCCCCACCACCGCACCAAACCAUGCCCACUCCCAUGACUAUUCAACAAUGUUUGGCACAACAAUGGAGGACGACGACGAUGACCAUUCUCUUGAUUCCUAUGCCAUGGAACUCUCCGGUCCAAGAUAGUAAUAAAAAAACAAAUACAAGUGAUUUUUUUUUUCCAAUUCUUUGCAAGCCAAUAUAUAUAUUUAAGCAAAGAUAGUUGUUAUGUAAAUAUUGCUUCAUGUUUUGGAUCAUAUGUACGUCAAAUUCUCCAUGUGGGGGGUCAUCUUUCUGUAUGGAGGGGGGCAUUAUGAAGAUUCUCUGACCCCAAGUGAGAGACACAGGAAGAAAUAGGCAAUUUGGGGAAUUGAUUUCUGAGUGGUUUUGACUGAUAGAUGAAAUGAGUUGUAUGUUCAAAUUGUGAGCUGUUACAGGUCAUUUUCAUAGCUGCUUUUAGCAGGUCACGCUGA
Molecule: messenger RNA, 2678 nt
Organism: Mangifera indica (mango)
Lineage: Eukaryota; Viridiplantae; Streptophyta; Magnoliopsida; Sapindales; Anacardiaceae
Product: probable LRR receptor-like serine/threonine-protein kinase At2g23950
Exons: 11
Coding region: 393-2003 (536 amino acids)
Biological process (GO): protein phosphorylation
Molecular function (GO): protein binding; protein kinase activity; ATP binding
Source: RefSeq, a predicted model, not a curated record